This is a messenger RNA of Salvelinus fontinalis (brook trout), 4409 nucleotides long. RefSeq names its product calcium/calmodulin-dependent protein kinase type II subunit beta-like. NCBI's taxonomy places the organism in Eukaryota, Metazoa, Chordata, Actinopteri, Salmoniformes, Salmonidae. The transcript has 21 exons. Gene Ontology annotation, cellular component: neuron projection; cytoplasm. Gene Ontology annotation, biological process: protein phosphorylation. The coding region runs from base 285 to 1892 and encodes 535 amino acids. Gene Ontology annotation, molecular function: calcium/calmodulin-dependent protein kinase activity; ATP binding; calmodulin binding. The record is from RefSeq and is a predicted model, not a curated record.
UAUUUACAGCGCGCUCGAUGGUGUAGAAACGGCGUGAAAAAAGGCGAUUGAACGACACACUUUGGGAGAGCGAGAGAGUACCACCACUGCCUCCUCCUCCACUCGAAUAGGCUACAUCUCCACUCGAAUACAUAUCUGUAGUAGAUUAUAGUGCGCUCUGGACAGAAAACGCAUUACACAUUUUUUUACAUAGAAUAACUGGGCUACUCAACGGAUACAACCUAUUUCAAUUCACUUGAGGACCGGACUAUUUAGGACGCUCGACCCCCGCGAAUAAACGGACGAUGGCGCUUACUACCUGUACACGUUUCACGGACGAUUUCCAACUAUAUGAAGAACUCGGAAAGGGAGCGUUUUCAGUGGUGCGCCGCUGUGUCAAACUGUGCACUGGCCAGGAGUACGCUGCCAAAAUCAUCAAUACCAAAAAGCUCUCAGCCAGAGAUCACCAGAAGCUGGAGCGAGAAGCCAGGAUCUGCAGAUUGCUCAAACACUCCAACAUCGUUCGUCUCCAUGACAGUAUAUCAGAGGAGGGCUUCCACUACCUUCUGUUUGACCUAGUGACAGGUGGAGAGCUGUUUGAGGACAUUGUGGCCAGAGAGUACUACAGUGAAGCAGAUGCCAGUCACUGCAUCCAGCAGAUCCUGGAGGCCGUGCUGCACUGUCACCAGUCGGGCGUGGUACACAGGGACCUCAAGCCAGAGAACUUGCUGCUGGCCAGUAAGUGUAAGAACGCUGCAGUGAAGUUGGCUGACUUUGGAUUGGCCAUCGAGGUGCAGGGAGACCAACAGGCAUGGUUCGGUUUUGCAGGUACCCCAGGCUACCUAUCUCCAGAGGUACUGAGGAAGGAGGCCUAUGGGAAACCUGUCGACAUCUGGGCCUGUGGUGUGAUCCUGUACAUCCUGCUAGUGGGGUAUCCUCCAUUUUGGGAUGAGGACCAACACAAACUCUACCAGCAAAUCAAAGCAGGAGCCUAUGACUUUCCAUCUCCAGAGUGGGACUCGGUGACUCCAGAAGCCAAGAACCUGAUUAACCAGAUGUUGACUAUUAACCCUGCCAAGAGGAUCACUGCCCAGGAGGCCCUCAAACAUCCAUGGGUCUCCCAACGCUCCACGGUGGCAUCCAUGAUGCACAGACAGGAGACAGUGGAGUGCCUGAAGAAGUUCAACGCCAGGAGGAAACUCAAGGGAGCAGUCCUGACUGCUAUGCUGGUGACGAGGAAUUUCUCCGGUAAAUUUGGUAGACAGUCUACAUCUCCGGCAUCAAUCACUACGGUGUCUGGAACUACCGCUGGGAUAGUGGAGCAAGCCAAGAGUCUCCUCAACAAGAAGGCUGAUAUCAAGCCUAACAGCACGAGAAACAGCACAGUCACCAGCCCCAAAGGAACCCCCUCUGCUGCACUGGAGCCUCAGACCACUGUUAUCCAUGUGGAUAGGAACAAGGACUCAUCUGACAGCAACACCACCAUUGAGGACGAGGAUGUGAAACUGCGAAAACAGGAGAUCAUCAAGAUCACUGAGCAGCUGAUUGAAGCUGUCAACAAUGGAGACUUUGAGGCCUACGCGAAGAUCUGUGACCCAUGCCUGACGUCAUUUGAGCCAGAGGCCCUGGGGAACCUAGUGGAGGGCAUGGACUUUCACCGGUUCUACUUCGACAACCUUCUCUCUAAGAACAGUAAGCCCAUCCACACCACCAUCCUCAAUCCUCACGUCCACCUGAUUGGUGAAGACGCCGCCUGCAUCGCCUACAUUCGGCUCACGCAGUUUGUCGAUGGCACGGGCCGCCCACGCUCCAGCCAAUCAGAGGAGACGAGGGUGUGGCAUCGCCGGGAGAGCAAGUGGCAGAACGUUCACUUCCACUGCUCUGGAGCACCGGCCGCACCGCUGCAGCAGUAAACCGGAGGAGUAAGAGAGAGGGGAAACUGAGAAAGAGAGUUGUAGAGAGAGAGGAGAGGAGGAUGGAGAGAGAUACCUGCCCCCCCCAUCAUUGCAGCGCUCCCUACUGGCCAGUGCAUGCUACUGCAGCGCAACAACACACAACCUCAACCCUUCCUGGACGGACACACACACACAAGCUGCAGCAUUUGACCGCUACUGCAACCAUAUCAAUCCAUUAGAAAUGUUUUCAGACUCGAACCAACAGUCCUGUAUUCAAGCUCUCCUCUCCCUCUGCUAUAGACCCACCCCUGGCACACAUACAUAUAGGAUCUACAGUUUAAAUCAAGUGUAUUACUAUAUUAUUAUUUAUAUUAUUACUAUUACUACUAUUGUUGUUAUUAUUAUUAUUACUAUUAUUGCUGCAAGUAAGUUGUUGUUGUUGUUAUAUUGAAACUUUAUAAUAUCUUUAAUGGUCCAGUUGAAACUCUUUAAAGUGGUUUGUCCCUGGUUUGUUCUUAAAGGCAAGCAUGACUUCUCCAGUGUUAUUCCCAGUGACUAUUGUUGAGUUGUUCUCCUCCAGUGAAAUCACAUUUUUACUUAACACAUACCAAAAUUAGCUACUCAAAAUGGUGUUGAGUUACAAUUUGCGGGCUUGCAUUUUUUUUCAUGCUUAUUUUCAUGAUGCAAGUACGAAGAACGGACAUUUUCCGUAGCUAAUGGCAUUUUUGCAUUGCGUACUUGUGUAAAGUUGAAGUUAGAUUUAAGGCUGCUUCCCAGCUGGCGUAUGAACUGUCCACACGUUGCACAACAAACCCACUGGAUGAGUGUAGUCGUGUGUUUUUCCUGCUGUUUUUUGCUUGUCUUUUAUUCCGAAAUAUGGAAACAGGCUACCCUCUAAUGAACUGUAUGCUCCCGCACCCCCACCCCACCCCUUUGGCGCGAGAAGACGAGGGAAGGCGAUGCGGCAUGUAUCUUUCUAUAUUGUUGUUAUACUUGAUUCUCUGUGUGUUGAGCAGUGCAAAUAAUCACUGACUAUACCUUACGUUUUAAAUGAUUACACACCAUACUACAGUGUCAUUGUGGUGACUACACUGCAUUAUUUGCAUGAAUUUGAAACACGACGAUAAAUUUGGUGUUAUUGUUAAUUGUGUGGAUUUUUUUUACUGAAUGCUGGUGAUCUAUGAACUCCUAUGUCUAUUUUCUGAACUUUGUAAAGUGCAUCAAAGUAUUUUUGUCUGGAGAGCAUACCGUCAUGAUGAUGAGGAUCGUGAUGAGGAUGGAUAAUGAUGACAAAUGUGUAAUGAUGAUGCUGAUAAACAUGCUUUUGUACAGGCUCUAUUGCUGAGGCAGAGUGGGUUGGUCACUAACAGUGUUUCAUAUGGUUAUUGGUUUGAUUUUAUUGUGAACAGAUUUGGUACCUAUAUAUAUCCAGGGGCAUCAUUUAUAACAUGUUAGUAAGCACAGAUUUGAUCAUAAAUUGUCCAUAUGGCAAAAUCCACAUCAACGAUGUGAUGACAAUAUGCAAUUUACAUAGAUUUUGCAUUAAGUUUUGUGAUUUAUAAAUGAAAAGUGCUUUUUUUGUGAACAACUAUUUAUGGGUGUUGACAUUUAAUCAUAUUUUAAGAAAUGAUUACACAAUUGUGUGAUGGCAGAAAUGUAAUAUAGCAACUAAGAACUUUUAUAAAUGAAGCCCCUGGUCCAGGGGACCCACAUGGUGUGCAAUGCAGGCUUUUGGUCCAGCCCAGCACUAACACACCUGAUUCACCUAAUCAAGGGCUUGAUUGUUAGUUGAUGAGUUGAAUCGGGUGCAUCAGUGCUGGGCUGGAACAACAAACUGCACAUCGUGUGGUUCAGUAGAGUGUACCAGUAUGUAGUGUCCCUCCCUCCCUGUUGACUUGCCUUGCUGUCUGGCGAUGGACUUAAUCCCAGGACCCCUAGGGGGAGCCACCAUAUACACUGAAGCACCUUUAUUCAAAAGGUUUAGAAAUUGGGUUAAACAUUUGGGCUUGUCCUAAGACUUGCUCUGGCAUACACACACUUUAAGGCUCCAGUCACACACGGGGCCAUGCACUUUGUGUUUUUCCAGUAGUCCCUCACCUGUGUAGUCUCAGUAAUAGGAUCAGAGCUAAUCAGGCCAGCUAACACCUUCAGGUUAAGGUCACUCAGAGAGAUGGCAUUACCUCACACGGUCAUUGAUGAAACGAAAACUGUUUGUGUGCGUGCGUGUGUGCGUGUAUAUUCGUCCUAUCCCGCUCUAGUUACAUAAAGCCAACCGCUCCAGUAUUAGUAGAGUCCUGUUAGUCCUAACCUUCAUUUUAAGUCCUCUGUAGAGAGUCAACUAUGGGCUUGCCAUCAGACUCACAUCAUCCACUUUCACAAGAUGAGUUUGUAAAUGUGAAUCCAAUAUUUCUCUUCUUGGUUCUUCUUCAUUGACGAUGAAUUCUGUUCUUCCAAUGAGCAUUCCUCUAUAACAAUGAUGUGUGUUGAGGUGUUAUACAAUAUGUUACCAAUAAAGAGAACUCUUGUCAAUGCUAA